AUGGGCCCACCUCCAAGUAUUGAACCAACUGUUCGUUGUCAGUGGAAAGGUUGUAGAUUGUUAUUUGGAGAUGAUCACGAUAUGUAUAAACACGUGUUGCUUGUUCAUUUUUGCGAUUCGUAUAAGAAGGAUUUGAAACGUUUGAACAACAAUAGAAUGCCAUUUUCAUCAGAUGACGAAGGUUCGGAUUCAGAACCUACUACCAGCUGUGGAAAAUGCGUUUGUGGAGCAACAAUCAAAAAAGUAAGUUCUUUUGAAAAUAAUUUUGCAUUGCAUUCUUUUCGGAUAAAAAUUACAAAAUUUUGAUAUUUUUUAAAACUCUGAAAUGUUUUCCAUGCAACACUUUCUUUUUUUUUUUAAUUAUGGAUAAAUUAAUUUGAAGAAAAAUAGAAUUUUGCGACAUUUUUUGUCACGAAACAACACGUAAUAAACACAAAAAUAGAGGAGAACCAUUAAUGGGACAUGUAAUCGCUGCAAGACCCAACACACGAAAAAAAUAAUUUCCUCUUUAUUUUAUUAAUUUCGUGUAGUGUCGUCGUGAAUUGCAAUUUUGCGAAAAAAACAUUUCGCGAAAUUUAUGUUUUCUUCAAAUGAAUUUCAGCUACGUUAAGAACAAUUUUUACAUUUUCAGAUUUGA
Molecule: messenger RNA, 637 nt
Organism: Caenorhabditis angaria
Lineage: Eukaryota; Metazoa; Nematoda; Chromadorea; Rhabditida; Rhabditidae
Source: the annotation of a GenBank genome assembly